GGGAGCUUGGUAUCAGUUGUUUACAGUGGAGCGGAGCUCUCCAGUCAGUGCACCGCUCGCGCCGCUCGCUCGCUCGCUCGCACGCGCAUCUCUGUAUGGGAUAACGCAGCUUUACGCAGCUUCUCAGGACUUUUUUUGCGGACAUUUCUGGCGCGUGUUCUCUGGCUGUACUUCUCUAAAACACACUGUUGGUUAUGUGGUAAACCCGGCCGGGCUCUGGUUUACCUUGUUUCCUGCCUGAGACAGGUGCGCGUGGCUCGGCUUUCCUCUGAAGAAGGCGUCGGUAGAGGCUGGUUUGGGGGUUUUAUAGAGUCUACAGAGCUACCUACACAAUCAAACGACGAAGAUAAAGAGACGGAAUGGAUAACGAAAAGUAUUUACCGGAAUUGCUGGCGGAGAAGGACUCGCUGGACCCGUCGUUUCAACACUCCCUACGGCUGCUCGACAUAGAAAUCGAGAAGGUGCAGAAAGACGAGGAGAAAGAGGACGAGAAGUUCAUUGAUGUCGUCAUAAACAAGAACAUGAAACUGGGUCAGAAAGUGCUGAUUCCUGUCAAACAGUUCCCCAAAUUUAACUUUGUGGGAAAGCUGCUGGGCCCCAGAGGGAACUCACUAAAGAGGCUACAGGAAGACACACUCACCAAGAUGUCCAUCCUGGGCAAGGGAUCCAUGAGAGAUAAAGAGAAGGAGGAGGAGCUGCGGAAAAGCGGAGAAGCCAAAUAUAAUCACCUCAACGAGGAUCUACACGUGCUGAUCGAGGUUUUCGCCCCGCCCGCCGAGGCCUACGCCCGCAUGGGACACGCCCUGGAAGAGAUUAAGAAGUUCCUCAUUCCGGAUUAUAAUGAUGAAAUCAGACAAGCUCAGCUGCAGGAGUUGACAUUCCUGAACGGAGGAUCAGAGGAUGCCAAGGUUCCAGCGGUGAGAGGGAAGUCCAGCACCAGGGCCAGAGGCACACCUGCACCAGGAUCACACAGGAGUAGAGGAGGCGUGCCACCGCCGCAGGCUGCGGUUCCUCGAGGGGUGGCACCCAGAGGAGCCCCGCCCAGCCGUGUUCCAUCCAGCAGAGGGAGGGGUGUUCCUGCACAGAGGGCACGUGGAGCUCCGCCCCCUGGAGGGUACAGACCACCUCCGCCUGUUGUGCAGGACUCAUACGGAGAAUACGAAUACGACGAUGGAUACGGAACGGCCUACGAUGACCAAGGGUACGACUCAUUCGACAGUUACAAUAACCAAGGACAGAAUUCAGACGAGUAUUAUGAAUAUGGUCCGGGUCUGAGCGGGGAAUCCUACGACUCGUACGGUCAGGAAGAGUGGACAAACGGCCGCAACAAAGCUCCGCCGGCGAGGACGACCAAAGGAGUGUACAGAGACCAGCCCUACUCCAGAUACUGAACUCUAAAUCAGCUGCACCUGUCCGUGCUCUCCCAAGUAAUGGAUUUUCUAUGGACUCCCCCCUUUCUUUCCUUUUUUUAGAAUAAACUCGAGCAAAACCACAAAAACAGAACAGCAGCAGAGAGGAGGGGACGCCGGGGGGUGGGGUUUAACGGGGACGGCCAGUCAGUUGACGCCACUUGGAUCGUCUCUUCUUUCCCGAGUUACUAAACCUGUGAUCACUAACUUACAGUAUAUUGUAAAGUACAGUAGAUUAACCUACCAGAAUCUUCUACACCCGUAAAUGGACAGUUCUGGGGGGGUUGGGGGGUAUUAGG
Messenger RNA from Astyanax mexicanus (Mexican tetra), 1708 nucleotides. RefSeq names its product KH domain containing, RNA binding, signal transduction associated 3 (gene khdrbs3). Gene Ontology annotation, biological process: regulation of alternative mRNA splicing, via spliceosome. The transcript is spliced from 9 exons. Bases 360 to 1391 code for a protein of 343 amino acids. The record is from RefSeq and is a predicted model, not a curated record. Gene Ontology annotation, cellular component: nucleus. Lineage: Eukaryota; Metazoa; Chordata; Actinopteri; Characiformes; Acestrorhamphidae. Gene Ontology annotation, molecular function: mRNA binding.